Messenger RNA from Platichthys flesus (European flounder), 3412 nucleotides. RefSeq names its product F-box/WD repeat-containing protein 7-like. Lineage: Eukaryota; Metazoa; Chordata; Actinopteri; Pleuronectiformes; Pleuronectidae. The coding region runs from base 752 to 2437 and encodes 561 amino acids. The transcript is spliced from 13 exons. The record is from RefSeq and is a predicted model, not a curated record. Gene Ontology annotation, biological process: ubiquitin recycling; proteasome-mediated ubiquitin-dependent protein catabolic process. Gene Ontology annotation, molecular function: ubiquitin binding. Gene Ontology annotation, cellular component: cytoplasm; nucleus.
AGAGAGGGAGAGCCGCAGCAGCCCGCGCUGGUCUCGGACUUCAGAUCAGAACUGAUCACUGAUCGGUUAUUUCUCCUAAUCGAUUGACCGGAUGCGCUGCUGACGUCACGGACCCUCCUGUCGUUGAUUGGAUUAAAUGAUCGUUAAUUAAACCGUCACGUUUCUCUCGCUCGGCUCCGGCAGGGCGCCACCUACCGGCGGCGGGCACCAUGGGUUUCUACGGGAGCCUGAAGCUCAUCUUCUACAAAUGUUUCCCUCUGGAGCAGAACCUGGUUCAGUUUGAUCCAGACCCAGAACUCCUCUUCUGGUCUGAGGAACCGUUCACACCUGAUGUUCAGGUUCAGACUGAACUGAAGCUCUGAACCAAACCAGGUGUUUCUAGUGAUUCUAUUGAUAAAUCAGUGGAUAGUUGUGUGUCUGUGUGUCUGUGCGUGUGUGUGUCUGUGCGUGUGUGUGUGUGUGUCUGUGUGUGUUUGUCUGUGCGUGUGUGCAGCAGCUCUAUUUUAGUCGGGCACUGCUCCGGCGACAUUUCAUUCACUGUGAGCGACUCCGACCGGAAACAGAUGAUUCAGAUUGUGCGACGCUGAAUUUGUGUGACUUGACAUUAUCUGAGUUAAAAGAAACACACACAAACAUGUUCUCUGUUGUUGUGUCACAGUAACAAGCUGACGUGUUUCCUGUUCAGAUCAAACCAGGAGUCAAACUGAAACCUUGAGAAGUUAGUUAGUUGUUCCAUUGACACAGAGACCAGAUGUCUCCAGCCUGUCUGUCUUCUGUCUUCUGUCUUCUGUCUCCCCCUCAGGUGAAGAGGAAGUUGGAUCAUGGUCCAGACGCUCGUCCGUUUCCUUCGGGGAAGAAACUCUGUAAAGGCGGCGGAUUCCUCAGGCCCCCCCGUCCGGUUCAGGUCACGCCCACCACCUUCUGCGACCUGCGACUGGCCAAUGGGCAUUCAGCUCAGAGGCGGCAGGUGACCUCGGGUCCGCCCCCUUCCGGCCUACAGGACUGGCUUCACACCUUCAAGAUGUGGAGUGGCCCUGAGAGGCUAUUGGCUCUGGACGAGUUGAUUGACAGAUGUGAGACCAAUCAGGUGAAGCACAUGAUGCAAGUGAUCGAGCCGCAGUUCCAGAGAGACUUCAUAUCAAUGUUGCCCAAAGAGUUGGCCCUGUAUGUGCUGAGGCUCCUGGCUCCCAGGGAUCUGGUGCAGGCGGCUCAGACCUGCAGGUCCUGGAGGAUCCUGGCUGAAGACAACCUGCUGUGGAGGGAGAAGUGUGGAGAGGAAGGUAUAUCAGAGGGCGUGGCCUCUCGUCACAGGAAGUGUGGGAGGUCGGGGGGGGCGGCGGUAAGUCGAUGGAAGUCUACUUACAUCCAACAACACCGCGUGGACAACAACUGGAGGAGGGGCGACGCACAGGAGCCCAUGGUGUUGACAGGUCACGAUGAUCAUGUGAUCACUUGUCUCCAGUUCAGUGGCGACCUGAUCGUCAGCGGCUCCGACGACAACACACUCAAAGUGUGGUCGGCCACCAGCGGCAAGUGUCUGAGGACACUAGCAGGUCACAGCGGGGGGGUGUGGUGCAGCCAGAUGGCCGUUGCCAUGGUGAUCAGCGGCUCCACCGACCGAACCCUUCGCGUGUGGGACGCAGAGACGGGGACAUGUGUCCACACGCUGAGGGGACACACGUCCACUGUGCGCUGCAUGCACCUGCACGGCCACCGCGUGGUGUCGGGCUCUCGGGACUCGACCCUGCGGGUGUGGGACGUGUGGAGCGGCCGCUGUGAACACGUGCUGAGCGGACACGUGGCCGCGGUGCGCUGCGUUCAGUACGACGGGCGCCGCGUGGUGUCGGGGGGGUACGACCACAUGGUGAAGGUGUGGGACCCAGAGACGGAGGCGUGUCUACACACACUGCAGGGACACACAAACAGAGUGUACUCACUACAGUUCGAUGGCGUGCUGGUGGCGAGCGGCUCGUUGGACACGUCCAUCAGAGUCUGGGACUCAAACACAGGUGGGUGUGUCCACACGUUGACCGGCCACCAAUCACUGACCAGCGGCAUGAAGCUGAGGGACAACGUCCUCGUCUCCGCAAACGCAGACGCCACCGUCCGAGUGUGGGACGUCCGGACGGGACAGUGUCUCCACACGCUGGAAGGUCCUAACCAGCAUCAGUCUGCUGUGACGUGUCUUCAGUUCUGUGGACGUCUCGUCUUGUCCAGUUCAGACGAUGGGACGGUCAAACUGUGGGACCUGCAGAGCGGCGCCUGGCUCAGGGACCUGGUGGCGCUGCAGAGCCGGGGAUCAGGGGGUGUGGUCUGGCGAAUCCGAGCGUCCGACACUCGGCUGGUGUGCGCCGCCGGCAGCAGGAACGGGUCGGAGGAGACCAAACUCCUGGUGCUGGACUUCAACGGGGACGAGACGAAGGACGAGACGGACUGAGGAGGCUAGGACACUACGUCUCCUCAGUGAGGUGUCCUGAUUGGCCAGAAGACAAGGAGCAGGAACGUCACUGAAGAACUGGACAACUCAGCGCGGUGCGAGCGGCAGCAACCAAUGAAUGAUUGACCAACAGGAAGUGGAUUAUCAACAGGAAGUGGAUUAAUCUCAAAGACGGCCCGGCUGAGACAUUUGGACGAAUGUGAUGUAUCGUCAAACGGAUACAUUCACGUGAUGAAUUAACAACUUGUAUCGCUGCUGAACCAAUGGGGACGUCACUGUUUAAACCGACCAAUCAAAGUGGACCAACUGUCGACUUCUGGAGACGCAGGUUCAGACAGAAACUCGUGUUUCAUUUAAUCAACACGUCGAGUUUGUGAAAGAAACCUGAAGCCGUUUUUCAGUAAACGUUGUUUUCACCUCAUGAAAAUAUGAAACGAAUCUGAACAUGAGACGCACGUUCACGUCAAAACUUUGACUCCAACUUUAUAUUUGUCUUUCGAACCUACAAACAUUCAGUUUAUGAUGAAGGAAAUAUUAUUUCAUUAAGUUCAUGAGUUUUAUUUAAACAAACAAUCAAACACAAGAUUUGAAAAAAAGAAACAAACACAUUUGAGAAUCUUUUUUUUAAAUCUGUUUAAAACAGCUACUCAUUAAUAAUUAAUUGACAGACGUGACGAGCUUCAGUCACUUAUGAAUACAUUUUUCAUGGCUCAACUUAAAAUUUCCACAAUGUGAAUUAAAUUUGUUUCACAGCUAAUUUAAAUAUCUAAUAUUUUGUCUUUGCUUCCACACGACACCUCUCUGAUGAAAUAUUAAUGAAUUCAUUCAAAAACAACGAAGCAGAUAUUAAUAGAAUAAAGUGCUGUUGCCAGGCAACACGCUGGCCAAUGUAAAUAACUGUAAAUACAGAGGAUGUAAAUAUUCAUGUUUUAUAGAAAGAAAGCAAAAAUAUCAAUAAAGACCAGUUUUGUAAAA